Messenger RNA from Dryobates pubescens (Downy woodpecker), 12692 nucleotides. It is a transcript of the gene DNAH9, whose product is annotated as dynein axonemal heavy chain 9. Gene Ontology annotation, cellular component: dynein complex. NCBI's taxonomy places the organism in Eukaryota, Metazoa, Chordata, Aves, Piciformes, Picidae. Gene Ontology annotation, molecular function: dynein intermediate chain binding; ATP hydrolysis activity; ATP binding. Gene Ontology annotation, biological process: microtubule-based movement. The record is from RefSeq and is a predicted model, not a curated record. The transcript has 66 exons. The coding region runs from base 31 to 12663 and encodes 4210 amino acids.
CACCAGCUGACAACCAGGAGGGUCAGCAGCAUGCUGGGGCUGCUGGAGAGAGUUGAGAGCAGCUAUGUGCCAGCCUUCAAGGCCAUGCUCAUGGACGUGGAGGCAGCUCUGAAGGAAGCUCAGGACAUUCAGCUACACCUGGCACCUCUCAGGAGGCACCUGGAGGCCAUAGAGACUGUUGAGUUCAGCAAGGUGAAGCCUCUCCUGGUGCCCCUGCUCCACGUGGUGUGCUUGCUCUGGGUCACUUGCAAGAGCUACAGGGUGCCCAUGAGGAUAGCUGUGCUGCUCCAGGAGAUCUGCAACCUCCUCAUCCAGCAGGCCCAAGUGUACCUGGCUCCAGAAGAGCUUCUGAAAGGGGAGGUGGAAGAGAGCCUGGGCAAGGUGCAGAUGGUGCUCAGCAUCCUGAAUGGGUUCAAAGAGUCCUUUGAGGAGAGGAGGGAACAGCUGCACACCUACUAUGAGCCAGGCCAAGAAGUGAGGCUCUGGGACUUCCCUGCCACCAUGGUGUUUGCCAGGCUGGACAGCUUCCUGAGGAGGCUGCAGAUGGUGGAGGGGCUCCUGACCACUGCCCUGGACCUGAUGAAGCUGGAGAAGCUGGAGUUCAGUGGGGUUAAAGGGAAGGCCCUGGGCCAGCAGGUGCAGGAGAUGUGUGAGGAGUUCCAGGAGGCCUACAGGGUCUUUGCAGAGCGAACCUACAACUGCCUGGACCUCACCAACCUGGACUUUGAGCAGGACACCUUUGCCUUCCAGCAGAAGGCAGCAGAGCUCGAGGGGCGCCUGGGCACUGUCUUCAGCCAGGCUUUCAACGAUGCCUCAGACCUGGAGCACACCUUCAAGGUGCUGGAGAUGUUUGGCAGCCUGCUGGAGCGCCCAGGGGUGGCUGCAGAUGCUGCUGACAGCUACUCUGUGCUGCUCCACAGGCUCAGCAGUGCCCUGGACCACGCUCAGCUGCUCUACUGCAGGCAGAUGAAGGCUGAGCUGGAGCUGGGCCGUGCCCCUGUGCACAGGAACAUGCCCCCCGUGGCGGGAGCCCUGCGCUGGGCGGCGGAGCUGCGCGCCCGGAUCCGGCUGCCCCUGUGCCGCCUGAGGAGCCUGCCGCGGCGCUGCCUGGAGCCUGCUGAAGCAAGAAGGGUGGUAGAGAAGUGUGAAGGACUGAGCCAGCUGCUCGACAGGUAUCAGGAAAAGCUCUUCAUGAACUGGUCCCAGACAGUCUCUGAGAGGUCUCAGUACAACCUCACUCAGCCUCUCCUCCGCAGGGACCCAGACACCAAACUGCUGGCAGUGAAUUUUGACCCCCAGCUGGUGUCAGUGCUGAGGGAGGUGAGGUACCUGUCUGGGAGCCAGCUGGGAGCCAUCCCCCCUGCUGCAGCAGACAUCUACUGCUGCAAGGAGUCCUACCGGGAGCUGGUGGCCAAGCUGGAGCUGAUGGUGAGCAGCUACAACAAGGUCCUGAGGACAGUGCUGGAGGUGGAAUACCCUCUCAUCCAGGGCCAGCUGCAGGACAUUGACUUGAAGCUGAAAGAAGCAGAAGAAAGCCUGAACUGGAAGAUGGAGGGGGUCUGGGAUCACAUCUCCAGGGUGGUGGAUGCUAUCCAGGACCUUGAGCAGAGGACACAGAGAGCCAGAGACAACGUGGAGGAGAUCCAGACCACGGUGCAGUCGUGGGUGGCACCCAUCCUUGAGAGGAAAGACUCCAAAAAGGAGUCCCUGCUGAGCCUUGAGGACUGCCAGGGCCAGCUGGAGAGACACUACAGCCUGGUCAGGGAGUCAGGGCAGAGGAUUCACUCACUGCUGAAGGAAAACCAGAGCCUCUUGCUGGCAGACCCAGCAUCUGACAUCUGGAAGGCCUAUGUGGAGUACUUGGAUGAGAUAGUCCUGGAUGGAUUCUACAGUGCCACUGAGUGCUCUCUCAAGUACCUCCUGGAUAACACAGAUCCCGAGGCAGGGCUUGCUCCCCUGUUCGAGGUGCAGCUGGACUUGGUGGAGCCAGAGCUGGUUUUCCAUCCCUCCUUGGACCCUGGUGCGAGCGAUGGCUUCUAUGAGAUGAUGGAAAGCCUCCUGGCCGGCAUCUACCGCAGCUCCUCGCUGGUGCCGCGGCUGGCCCAGCACAGCGGCUGCCCGCACUACCAGGCUGACGUGGAGGCCAUGCCGGAGCUGGCGGCGCUGCGGCGGGCGCUGCUGGCCCGGGUGCAGGCCGCGCUGGCCGCCUGCAGCCGGUACCGCGGCAGCCUGCAGCGCUUCGCCGCGCUCUGCGCCGAGGGGCGCGGGGAGGCCUGCGGGCAGCUCCCGCCGCGGGGCCGCGUGCCGGACGCCGCGCGAGCCGAGGCCCCGGCGCGGGAGGCGCUCCCGGCGGCGCCGCCCGGCCUGCGGCACUGCGAGGAGCAGAUCGAGUCCUGCGAGAGGGUGGCCCAGGAGGUGAGCGGCAUCCAGGCCUGCAGCGUCUGCCAGGGCUGGCUGCGGCUGGACGCGCGGCCGCUCAAGCGCUCCCUGCUGAGCGCCGUCCGCAGGCGCAGCCUGGUGUUCAAGCAGCAUCUCGUGGACCACGUCACACACAGCUUGGCUGACCUGGAGGAGUUCAUCAAAACUGCUGACAAGGGUUUGAGCAAGAAGGUAGAAAAAGGAGACUCUGAUGGCUUGGUGGAGGUCAUGGGGCACCUCCUGGCUGUUAAAGAAAGGCAGAGUGUCACUGAUGCCAUGUUUGAGCCCCUGAAGCAAACCAUUGAGCUGCUGAUGUCCUAUGAGCAACCACUGCCAGAGGAGGUCUACAGACAGCUGGAGGAGCUGCCAGAGCGGUGGAGCAGCCUGAAGAAGCUGUCCCAGGGGGUGAAGCAGCAGGUGGCUCCGCUGCAGGCCAGCGAGAUGGCCGCGGUGCGCCGCAGCGCCGCCGCCUUCGACGCCCAGCAGCAGAGCUUCCGCCAGAGCUUCCGCACGGAGGCGCCGUUCAGGUUUGACACCCAGAAGCCUUAUGAGCUGCUGGAUGCCAAGCAGGUGGAGAUUAAAGCAAUGGAGGCAGCCAUGGGCUCCAUCCAGGAAGCAGCUGGGCUCUUUGAAGUCAUGGUGCCAGACUACAAACAGCUGAGGCAGUGCAGGAAGGAGCUGUGUCUGCUCAAAGAGCUCUGGGACAUGAUCUCCCUUGUCAACACCACCCUUGAGGCCUGGCAGACCACCAAGUGGGCGGCAAUCGACGUGGAGAGCAUGGAUCUGGAGUGCAGAAGGUUUGCCAGAGAGCUGAGGAGUCUGGACAAGGAGGUGAGGGGCUGGGACGCCUUCAGCGGGCUGGACGGCAGGGUGAGGAACACGCUGCGGGCGCUGCGGGCCGUGGCCGAGCUGCAGAGCCCCGCCAUCAGAGACAGGCACUGGGGCCAGCUGGUGCAGCUGACAGGGGUGAGCUUUGUGAUGGACUCCACCACCACCCUGGCUGACCUCCUGCGGCUCAACCUGCACGACUUCGAGGACGAGGUGCGCGGCAUCGUGGACAGGGCGGCGCGGGAGAUGGGCAUGGAGAAGGUGCUGGGGGAGCUGCAGCUGACCUGGGGCUCCAUGGAGUUCCGCUAUGAGCCUCACCCCAGGAGCGGCGUCCCGCUGCUGAAGCCGGAUGUGGAGCUCCUGGAAACCCUGGAGGACAACCAGGUGCAGCUGCAGGGCCUGCUGAGCUCCAAGGGCAUCGCUUUCUUCCUGGAGGAGGUGGCCGGCUGGCAGCGGAAGCUGGCCGCCGCCGACUGCGCCAUCGGCCUCUGGUUCCAGGUGCAGCGCGCCUGGGCUCACCUGGAGAGCAUCUUCCUGGGCUCAGAAGAUAUACAGACACAGCUGCCCCAGGACUCCAAACGCUUCGAGGGGAUCGAUGUGGACUUCAGAGAGCUGGCCUGGGAGGCCCAGAGAACCCCAAACGUGCUGGAGGCCACCAGCAAACCUGGGCUGUCCCAGCAGCUGGAGGACAUUCAGAGCAGGUUGUUGCUGUGUGAGAAGGCUUUGGCUGAGUAUUUGGACAUGAAGAAGUUGGCCUUCCCCAGGUUCUACUUCAUUUCUUCUGCAGAUUUAUUGGAUAUCCUCUCCAAUGGCACCAACCCCCAGCUGGUUCAGAGACAUCUUCCCAAACUCUUUGACAGCUUGGCCAGGCUGGAAUUCCAGCUGGAUUCUGAGCAGAAGCCAACCAAGGUCGGGCUGGGGAUGCACAGUGGAGAGGAGGAGUACGUCAGCUUCAGCCAGCCCUGCGACUGCAGCGGCCAGGUUGAGGUCUGGCUGAACCAUGUGCUGGACAGCAUGAGGGCCACAGUGAGAGCCCAGAUGGCAGAAGCUGUCAUGGCUUAUGAAGAGAAGCCAAGGGAGCAGUGGCUCUUUGACUACCCUGCCCAGGUGGCCCUCACCUGCAGCCAGAUCUGGUGGACCACCGAGGUUGGGAUCGCCUUCAGCAGGGUGGAGGAGGGCUAUGAGAAUGCCAUGAAGGAGUACCACAAGAAGCAGGUGGCCCAGCUGAACAGCCUGGUGACCAUGCUGCUGGGACAGCUCUCCAAGGGGGACAGGCAGAAGAUCAUGACCCUGUGCACCAUCGACGUGCACGCCAGGGACGUGGUGGCCAAGAUGAUAGCGCAGAAGGUGGACAGCGCCCAGGCCUUCCUGUGGCUGUCCCAGCUGCGGCACAGGUGGGCAGAGGAGGAGGGGCACUGCUAUGCCAACAUCUGUGAUGCCCAGUUCCUGUACUCCUACGAGUACCUGGGCAACACGCCGCGGCUGGUGAUCACCCCCCUGACCGACAGGUGCUACAUCACCCUGACCCAGUCUCUGCACCUCACCAUGAGCGGAGCCCCCGCGGGCCCUGCGGGCACUGGCAAGACCGAGACCACGAAGGACUUGGGGCGAGCCCUGGGCAUCAUGGUCUAUGUCUUCAACUGCUCUGAGCAGAUGGACUACAAGUCCUGUGGGAACAUUUACAAAGGCCUUGCCCAGACAGGAGCCUGGGGCUGCUUUGAUGAAUUCAACAGGAUCUCAGUUGAGGUCCUGUCUGUGGUGGCUGUGCAGGUGAAGAGUGUGCAGGAUGCACUCCGGGAGAAGAAGAAAUCCUUCACUUUCCUUGGGGAGGAGAUCAGGCUGGUGCCCUCAGUGGGCAUCUUCAUCACCAUGAACCCUGGCUAUGCAGGGAGGACUGAGCUGCCUGAGAACCUAAAAGCUCUCUUCAGGCCAUGUGCCAUGGUGGUGCCAGACCUGGAGCUGAUCUGUGAGAUCAUGCUGGUGGCUGAGGGCUUCCUGGAGGCGCGGGCGCUGGCCAGGAAGUUCGUCGCUCUGUACCGGCUCUGCAAGGAGCUGCUGUCCAAGCAGGAUCACUACGACUGGGGCCUGCGCGCCAUCAAGUCGGUGCUGGUGGUGGCCGGCGCGCUGCGCAGAGCGGAGCCGGGGCGGCCGGAGGAGCAGGUGCUGCUGCGCUCCCUGCGCGACGCCAACCUGCCCAAGGUGGGGGGCGAUGACCUCCCGCUCUUCCUGCGCCUCCUGGCCGACCUCUUCCCGGCGCUGGAGGUGCCGCGCCGCCGCGACCCGCGCUUCGAGGCCCUGCUCCGGCAGGCGCUGCUGGACCUCCAGCUGCAGCCCGAGGACAACUUCCUGCUCAAAGUGGUGCAGCUGGAGGAGCUGCUGAGCGUCCGGCACUCCGUCUUCGUGGUGGGCAGCGCCGGCACAGGCAAGUCCCAGGUGCUGAGGGCCCUGCACAGGACCUACCAGAUCAUGAGCAGGAGACCAGUCUGGGCAGACCUCAACCCCAAGGCUGUCACCAACGAUGAGCUCUUUGGCAUCAUCAACCCUUCAACAGGAGAGUGGAAGGAUGGGCUGUUCUCAUCCAUCAUGAGAGAGCUGGCCAACAUCACCCAUGAUGGACCCAAGUGGAUGGUACUGGAUGGAGAUAUUGAUCCUAUGUGGAUUGAAUCACUUAAUACUGUGAUGGAUGAUAACAAGGUGCUGACCCUGGCAAGCAAUGAGAGGAUCCCCCUGCCCCCGAGCAUGAGGCUGCUGUUCGAGAUCAGCCACCUGCGCACGGCCACCCCUGCCACCGUCUCCAGGGCAGGCAUCCUGUACAUCAACCCCUCAGACCUGGGCUGGAGCCCUCCAGUCAGCAGCUGGAUUGACAGGAGGGAGAUCCAGGCUGAACGAGCCAACCUGACCAUCCUGUUUGACAAGUACCUGCCUGCCUGCCUGGACACCCUCAGGACGAGAUUUAAGAAGGUCACUCCCAUUCCUGAGCAGAGUGUGAUUCAGAUGCUGUGCUACCUGCUGGAGUGCCUGCUGACAGAGCAGAGCACACCUCCUGACUGCCCCAAGGAGCUCUAUGAGCUCUACUUCGUCUUCGCUGCCGUCUGGGCCUUCGGUGGAUCUCUGUUUCAAGACCAGCUCGUGGACUACAGGGUGGAGUUCAGCAAGUGGUGGGUGGCAGAGUUCAAGACCAUCAAGUUUCCCUCCCAGGGCACAGUCUUUGACUACUACAUCGAUCCAGAGACAAAGAAGUUUGAGCCUUGGUCUAAACUUGUUCCCCACUUUGAAUUUGACCCAGAAAUGCCAUUACAGGCCUGCCUGGUGCCCACCGCCGAGACGGUUCGGGCGCAGUACCUGCUGGAGCGGCUGCUGGCGCGGCGCCGCCCGCUGCUGCUGGUGGGCAGCGCCGGCACCGGCAAGACCCUGCUGCUGCAGCACAGCCUCAGCCUGCUGCCCCCACAGGCAUACCUGCUGCAGAAGGUCCCCCUCAACUACUACACCACCUCUGCCAUGCUGCAAGGUGUCCUUGAGAAGCCCCUGGAGAAGAAGGCUGGCAGGAGCUAUGGCCCAGCAGGCAGCAAGCAGCUGGUGUACUUCAUUGAUGACCUCAACAUGCCCCAGGUGGAUGCCUACGGCACAGUGCAGCCCCACACCCUGCUCAGGCAGCACCUGGACUAUGGCCACUGGUAUGACAGGAGCAAGCUGACCCUGAAGGAGAUCAGAAAUGUGCAGUAUGUGGCCUGCAUGAACCCCACUGCAGGGAGCUUCACCAUCAACCCUCGGCUGCAGCGUCACUUCUGCACCUUUGCUGUCUCCAUGCCUGGCCAGGAGGCCUUGGCCAGGAUCUACAGCACCAUCCUCAUGCAGCACCUGUCCAGUGGCAGUUUCUCAGGGGCUGUGCAGAAGUCAGCUCAGCAGCUGGUUGCCCUGGCCCUGGCCCUGCACCAGAAGGUGGCUGCUGCCUUCCUGCCCACAGCCAUCAAGUUCCACUAUGUGUUCAACCUGAGAGACCUCUCCAACAUCUUCCAGGGCCUCCUGUUCUCCAGCCCUGAGUGUGUGCAGCAGCCCCAAGACCUGGUGAAGCUGUACCUGCACGAGUCCAGCCGGGUGUACAGGGACAGGAUGGUGGAGGAGAAGGACUCUGCAGCCUUUGACAGGAUCCAGCUGGAGAUGGUGAAGAGGUUCUAUGAUGACAUGGAGGACACUCUAGAGCAGGCCAAGAGACUGAACAUCUAUUGCCACUUUGCUAAGGGUGUAGGGGAGCCCAGCUACAGGCCAGUGCCAUCCUGGGAGGAGCUGCACCAGAUCCUUGUGGAAGCCUUGGACAACUACAAUGAAGUCAAUGCUGCCAUGAACCUGGUGCUGUUUGAGGAUGCUAUGUGCCAUGUCUGCCGCAUCAGCCGCAUCCUGCAGGGGCCCCGCGGGAACGCGCUGCUGCUCGGCGUGGGCGGCAGCGGCAAGCAGAGCCUGGCCCGGCUGGCAGCCUUCAUCAGCGCCCUGCAGGUGUUCCAGAUCGCUCUGAGGAAGGGCUAUGGCAUCCCUGACCUGAGGGCAGACCUGGCGAGCCUGUACCUGCAAGCCGGUGUGAAGAACGUGGGCACCGUGCUGCUGCUGAGCGAGGCACAGGUGGCUGAGGAGCAGUUCCUGGUGCUGGUGAACGACUUCUUAGCAACAGGUGAAAUCCCUGACCUCUUCCCUGAGGAGGAGGUUGAGAACAUCAUCAGCAGCCUGAGGAGCGAGGUGAGGGCCCGGGGGCUGCUGGACUCCAGGGACACCUGCUGGAGGUUCUUCAUUGAGAGAGUGCAGCGGCAGCUGAAGGUGGCGCUGUGCUUCUCGCCGGCCGGCGGCCAGCUGCGCGCCCGCGGCCGGAGGCUGCCCGCGCUGCUGGGCUGCGUGGCCGUGGACUGGUUCCAGCCGUGGCCGCGGCAGGCGCUGGAGGCGGUCAGCCUGCGCUUCCUGCGCGACGCCGCCGCCGUGCCGGCCUCCCUGCAGGGCUCCAUCAGCCAGUUCCUGGCCCAUGUGCACAGCAGCGUCAGCCAGGCCUCCCAGCUCUACCGCAGCCGCCAGCGCCGCUACAACUACACCACCCCCAAGUCCUUCCUGGAGCAGAUCAAACUCUACCACAGCUUGCUGAGCAGAAAGGGCAAGGACCUGAAAGCAAAGAUGGAGAGGCUGCAGAAUGGCCUGGAGAAGCUGAACAGCACCUCUGCCCAGGUGGAGGAGCUGAAGGCCAAGCUGGCAGUGCAGGAGGUGGAGCUGAAGCAGAAGAACGAUGAUGCUGACAAACUGAUCCAGGUGGUGGGGGUGGAGACAGAGAAAGUGAGCAAGGAAAAGGCAGUGGCUGAUGAGGAGGAGCAGAAGGUGGCACUCAUCACCCAGGAGGUGGAGCAGAAACAGAAGGACUGUGAGGAGGACCUGGCCAAAGCUGAGCCUGCCCUGGUAGCUGCCCAGGAAGCACUGAACACCCUCAACAAGAAGAACCUGACGGAGCUGCGGUCCUUCGGGUCGCCGCCGGCGGCGGUGGGCAAGGUGCUGGCGGCGGUGCUGGUGCUGCUGGCGCCCGCGGGCAAGGUGCCCAGGGACCGCAGCUGGAAGGCGGCCAAGGGCGCCAUGGCCAGGCUGGACGCCUUCCUGGACUCCCUGCUGCGCUUCGACAAGGAGAACAUCCCCGAGAGCUGCCUCAGGGCCCUGCAGCCCUACCUGCAGGACCCGCAGUUCAGCCCCGAGCUGGUGAGCGCCAAGUCGCUGGCGGCGGCCGGGCUCUGCUCCUGGCUGCUGAACGUCCUCCGCUUCCACCAGCUGCACUGCCAGGUGCAGCCCAAGCGCCAGGCCCUGGCCGCCGCCGACGCCGAGCUGGCCGCCGCCCGCGACAAGCUGGCAGCCGUCAAGGCCAAGAUCGCUCGCCUCAGUGAGAACCUGAGGAAGCUCACAGCCAGGUUUGAGAAGGCCACAGCAGACAAGCUCAAGUGUGAGCAGGAGGCUGAGGCAACAGCCUGCACCAUCGCCCUCGCCAACCGCCUGGUCGGGGGCCUUGCCUCGGAGAAGGUGAGGUGGGCUGAGGCUGUGAAGGACUUGCAGCAGCAGCAGAGCAGCUUGUGUGGAGACCUGCUGCUGGUGUCAGCCUUUGUGUCCUACCUGGGCUACUUCAGCAGGAAGUAUCGGCAGGACCUGCUGGAGGGCAGCUGGAAGCCCUACUUGCAGCAGCUGCAGGUGCCCAUCCCCACGAGCGCCGGGCCGGAGCCCCUGGCGCUGCUGGCCGACGCGGCGGAGGUGGCAGCCUGGCAGAACCAGGGGCUGCCCGCGGACCUCACCUCGGCCCAGAACGCCUCCAUCCUGCUCAGCUGCCAGCGCUGGCCCCUGCUGGUCGACCCCCAGCUGCAGGGCAGCAGCUGGAUCAAAGCCAGGCACGGGGAGGAGCUGCGGCUGAUCCGCAUGGGGCAGGAGGGGUAUCUGGAGAGGCUGGAAGCAGCCCUGGCUGCAGGGGAUGUGGUUCUGCUUGAGAACCUGGAGGAGUCUGUGGACCCUGUGCUGGGACCCUUGCUGGGGAGAGAAACCAUCAAGAAAGGAAGGUGCCUCAGGCUUGGGGACAGGGAGUGUGACUUCAACCCCUCCUUCCGCCUGAUCCUGCACACCAAGCUGCCCAACCCCCACUUCCCCCCCGAGCUGCAGGCCCAGUGCACCCUGAUCGACUUCAGCGUCAGCAGGGAGGGGCUGGAGGAGCAGCUGCUGGCCGCCGUCGUCAGCAUGGAGAGACCUGACCUGGAGCAGCUGAAGUCAGAGCUCACAAAGCAGCAGAACAGCUUCAAGAUCACCCUGAAGAGCCUGGAGGACAACUUGCUGUCCAGGCUGUCAUCAGCAUCAGGCAACUUCCUGGGGGACACUGCCCUGGUGGAGAACUUGGAGACCACCAAGCAGACAGCUGCAGAGAUUGAAGAGAAGGUGCAGGAGUCCAAGGUGACAGAGGCCAAGAUUAACGAGGCCAGGGAGCACUACAGGCCUGCAGCUGCCAGGGCCUCUCUGCUCUACUUCAUCAUGAAGGACCUCCACACCAUCCACCCCAUGUACCAGUUCUCUCUGAAGGCCUUCAGCAUGGUGUUCCAGAAGGCCAUAGGGAGGGCAGCCGCUGCCGAGAGCCUCUCGGGGCGCCUGGAGAGGCUGCUGGACAGCAUCACCUUCAGUGCCUUCCAGUACACCACCCGAGGGCUCUUUGAGUGUGACAAGCUGACCUACACUGCUCAGCUCACCUUCCAGAUACUUCUGAUGAGUCAAGAGAUCAGCCCAGUGGAACUGGACUUCCUGCUGAGGUACCCAGCAGAGCCUGGAGCCACAAGCCCUGUGGAGUUCCUGUCUGACCACUCCUGGGGAGGAAUCAAGGCUCUGUCGGCCAUGGAGCAGUUCCGGAGCCUGGACCGGGACAUCGAGGGCUCUGCCAGGCGCUGGAGGAAGUUUGUGGAAUCUGAGUGUCCUGAAAAGGAGAAAUUCCCUCAGGAGUGGAAGAACAAAACAGCUCUGCAGCAGCUCUGCAUCCUGAGAGCCCUGCGGCCGGACCGCAUGACCUACGCCCUCAGGGAUUUUGUGGAGCAGAAGCUGGGCAGCAAGUACGUGGUGGGGAGACCCCUGGACUUUGCAGCGACCUUUGAGGAAUCAGGACCUGCAACCCCCCUGUUUUUCAUCCUGUCCCCAGGAGCUGACCCACUGAAGGAUGUGGAGAAACAAGGGAGGAAACUUGGUUACACAUUCAACAACAGGAACCUCCACAACGUGUCCCUUGGGCAAGGUCAAGAGGUGGUUGCUGAACGAGCUCUGGAGCUGGCUGCCAAGGAGGGGCACUGGGUCAUCCUGCAGAACAUCCACCUGGUGGCCAAGUGGCUGAGCUCCCUGGAGAAGCAGCUGGAGCGGCACAGUGAGGGCAGCCACCCGGGGCUGCGCGUCUUCCUGAGCGCCCAGCCCUCCCCCUGCCCCCUCAGCCACUGCAUCCCCCAGGCCAUCCUGCAGAGCUCCAUCAAGAUCACCAGCGAGGCCCCCAGCGGCAUGCAGGCCAACCUGCACCAGGCCCUGGACAACUUCAGCCAGGACACCCUGGAGCUGUGCAGCAGGGAGAAGGAGUUCAGGAGCAUCCUCUUUGCCCUCUGCUACUUCCACGCCGUGGUGGCUGAGCGGCGCAGGUUUGGCCCCCAGGGCUGGAACCGCCCCUACCCCUUCAGCACCGGGGACCUCACCAUCUCUGUCAACGUGCUCCACAACUACCUGGAGGCCAGCCCCAAGGUGCCCUACGCUGACCUGCGCUACCUCUUUGGGGAGAUCAUGUAUGGAGGCCACAUCACUGAUGAGUGGGACAGGAGGCUGUGCAGGACGUACCUGGAGGAGUUCAUUAAGCCAGAGAUGAUGGAGGGAGAGCUCCUCCUGGCCCCAGGAUUCCCCCUCCCGGGCACCAUGGACUACAAUGGCUACCAUCAGUACAUCGAUGCAGCCCUGCCUCCGGAGUCUCCUCACCUCUACGGCCUCCAUCCCAACGCUGAGAUUGGUUUCCUCACCCAGGCCUCGGAGAAGCUCUUCCGCGUGGUGCUGGAGCUGCAGCCGCGCGGCGGCGGCCAGGGGGACGGAGGAGAGGGCACCAGGGAGGAAACGGUGAAAGCUCUCCUGGAAGAGAUGUUAGAGAAACUGAUGGAUGAGUUCAACAUGGCAGAGCUGAUGGCAAAGGUGGAGGAGAGGACUCCCUACGUGGUGGUUGCCCUGCAGGAGUGUGAGCGCAUGAACCUCCUCACCAGCCACGUCAGGAGCUCGCUGCAGGAGCUGGACCUGGGGCUGAAGGGGGAGCUGACCAUGACAAGUGAGAUGGAGAGCCUGCAGAAUGCCCUCUUCCUGGACAUGGUGCCCGAGGCCUGGCUGAGGAAGGCUUACCCCUCCACCGCCAGCCUGGGCAGCUGGUUUGCCGACCUCCUGGCCCGCAUCAAGGAGCUGGAAGCCUGGACGGGAGACUUCUCCUUGCCCUCUGCAGUGUGGCUGGCUGGGCUCUUCAACCCCCAGGCCUUCCUGACAGCCAUCAUGCAGUGCACAGCCCGCAGGAACCAGUGGCCUCUGGACAGGAUGACCUUGCAGUGUGAUGUGACCAAGAAGAGCAGAGAGGACCUUGCCGGCCCUCCUCGGGAGGGAGCCUACGUCCAUGGGCUCUGCAUGGAGGGAGCUCGCUGGGACGCACAGGCCGGGCUCCUCAGGGCUGCCAGGCUGAAGGAGCUGUGCCCAGCCAUGCCUCUCAUCUUCCUCAGGGCCACCCCUGCCGGCAAGGCAGAGCCCUGCAGCCUCUACCCCUGCCCUGUCUACAGGACGCGCCAGCGGGGCCCCACCUAUGUCUGGACCUUUCACCUGAAGACUAAGGAACCUCCUUCCAAGUGGGUGCUGGCUGGGGUGGCACUGCUGCUGCAGGGCUAGGCUCAGAGCAGCUCAGUGCCAGAUCCCAA